UUUUUUUUCCUUUAAAGCUUUCAAAAUUAAGCUAGAAAUCAAUUUUCUUAUUGGAUUUGAUUAGUGCAGGUGGAGGUUGAUUUCCUGAUGAGUUUGUUCGAAAAAUCUUUAAAAUCAGAGAUAAAUAAUUUUGUGAGGCAACGUAUUCGAAUUUCAGUUAUCGGUGAUUCAUCAAAGCUUCCACAGUCUCUGCAAAGAUUAAUAAAUGAAGUAGAGGAGACCACUAAAAAUUUCUCAAAACUCCACCUUCUGGUGGCGGUUAGCUACAGUGGGAAAUAUGAUGUGCUAAAAGCCUGUAAAAGUAUUGCUGCUCGGGUAAAAGAUGGUCUUAUUGAACCAGAAGACAUUACCGAAAGCCUAAUCGAACAAGAGUUGGAAACGAAUUGCUCUGAGUUUCCUUCACCUGAUCUAUUAAUCCGAACAAGCGGGGAGCUCAGGAUCAGCAACUUUUUGCUGUGGCAACUGGCUUAUACUGAACUUUUCUUUGCAGAAGAACUCUGGCCUGAUUUUGGAAAAGAAGGAUUCGUGGAGGCCUUAACAUCGUAUCAGCAGAGGCAGAGACGCUACGGUCAACGGCUUUCAUAGUCCAAUACCUGUAAAAUGGGCAUUCGUUGCAGUGAAUAGCAUUUUAUACCAUUCAUAUGUACGAAUAUGAGGUCAAGCUCCAAUCUUGAUGAAUUGUGCUUCAGCUCUGAAAUAUUGGAUUCAAACAUAGCAUGGUCAAUGAUGCACCUAAUCAAAGUUUAGGUGCCUGAUAUAGAUAUGCAAAGGGAAAAAAAAAAAACAGCAUUAUACUUUAAUUAAUACAAAGAUAGAAUAUACUUUUUACCUUCUUUAUAA
Jatropha curcas is the source of this 840-nucleotide messenger RNA. NCBI's taxonomy places the organism in Eukaryota, Viridiplantae, Streptophyta, Magnoliopsida, Malpighiales, Euphorbiaceae. The record is from RefSeq and is a predicted model, not a curated record.